Messenger RNA from Pogoniulus pusillus (Red-fronted tinkerbird), 8823 nucleotides. It is a transcript of the gene FOXN3, whose product is annotated as forkhead box N3. Gene Ontology annotation, biological process: regulation of DNA-templated transcription. Gene Ontology annotation, molecular function: cis-regulatory region sequence-specific DNA binding; DNA-binding transcription factor activity. The record is from RefSeq and is a predicted model, not a curated record. Gene Ontology annotation, cellular component: nucleus. The coding region runs from base 526 to 2079 and encodes 517 amino acids. The transcript is spliced from 11 exons. Lineage: Eukaryota; Metazoa; Chordata; Aves; Piciformes; Lybiidae.
UAGGGAAAUGAGGAGCAGGGUGUGGGGAGCUGGCUGCAGGAAGUGCCUCCGUUUCCCACCGCUGAACUGGGAGGUGAACUCUGCUCGCCAGACAGGAAUUAAUUGCUUGCUAGAUGUGGAGGACGGAGUCGGGUGAAAAGAUGUCUCCUCUGCUCCUCUUGGGGCCAAAGAGAGAAGCAAAGCUCCGGCGUGUUGAGCCUCUGGACUCGUGGUACUUGGCGGUGCCUUUAGUGGCAACUCUCUAGUUCAGCGCAGUUUGCACGGGUGGAAACAAUUUCUCGUUCUUCGGCUCGCAGCGAGGCGGACCGCUGCCCGUCGAGAGCGCGGGGCGGGCGGCAGCCAGGCCCCAUGCCGGCGACGGUGUCUUCUGAGUUACGACCCCCACAGCACCCUCGGGGCUCGGGUUGAGGUGGGGGGCGCGCGAUGCCCGGCUCCGUCAGAUGAAAGUUUGUGCCACAGCCAUGAAGAGACCGCGGUGAAGCCGCCGCCGCCGCCCCCCCUUCCCCGCCAGGAGUUGCUGUCUAAAUGGGUCCCGUCAUGCCUCCAAGUAAGAAGCCAGAAGGCUCAGGAAUUAGCGUUCCCAGUGGAUUGAGCCAACAUUACCAAGAUAGUGAUUUAUCAAAGGCGCUUCAUGAUGAAGAGGACCUAGACUUCUCUUUGCCUGCCAUCAGAUUAGAUAAAGGGGCCAUGGAAGAUGAAGAGCUAACUAAUUUGAACUGGUUACAUGAGAGCAAGAACUUGCUGAAGAGCUUUGGGGACUCAGUGUUAAGGAGUGUUAGCCCCGUUCAGGACAUUGGUGAUGACACACCGCCAUCUCCUGCCCAGUCUGACAUGCCCUAUGAUGCCAAGCAGAACCCCAACUGCAAACCUCCAUAUUCGUUUAGCUGCCUCAUAUUUAUGGCCAUUGAGGACUCGCCAACCAAAAGACUGCCUGUAAAGGAUAUAUACAACUGGAUCCUGGAACACUUUCCGUAUUUUGCAAAUGCACCCACUGGAUGGAAAAAUUCUGUGAGACAUAAUCUGUCCUUGAAUAAGUGUUUUAAGAAAGUGGACAAAGACAGGAGCCAGAGUAUUGGAAAGGGGUCCUUGUGGUGUAUAGACCCAGAAUAUAGACAAAAUCUUAUUCAGGCUUUGAAAAAGACACCCUAUCACCCAUAUUCGCAUGUGUUCAGUACACCUCCCACAUCUCCUCAGGCAUAUCAAAGCACAUCAGGUCCACCCAUUUGGCCAGGAAGCACCUUUUUCAAGAGAAAUGGAGCCCUUCUACAAGGAAUAAUUAACUCCAGAGUUUGCAGAGAAGAUGAAAACUUCUUGUUGUCCAGAGAUCCUGACAUUGAUGCUGCCACUGCCAUGAUGCUUUUGAAUACUCCCCCUGAGAUACAAGCAGGUUUUCCUGCAGGAGUAAUACAAAAUGGAGCUCGAGUUCUGAGUAGAGGAAUAUUUCCUGGAGCCAGGCCAUUGCCAAUCAACCCUAUAGGAAGCAUGGCUGUUGCCGUAAGAACUGGUUGGAAAUCUUUCAAAAUGAACGGAAUAACAAACUGCCGGAUGCGGACAGAAAGUGAGCAGUGCUGUGGCUCUCCAGUUGUUAGCGGUGACCCAAAGGAGGAUCACAACUACAGCAGUGCCAAAUCUUCCAACCACAGGAGCACAUCACCUGCUAGUGACUCCAUUUCCUCUUCCUCUGCUGACGACCAGUAUGAAUUUGCAACUAAAGGUAGCCAAGACAGCAGUGAAGGAAGUGAUGUUAGCUUCCAGUUAGUUCUGGAAGAGAGCCAUAGUGAAACAGAGGAGGAGGACAAAAGGCAAAAUCGGAAGGAGACCAAGGAUUCCUUAGCUGACAGUGGGUACGCAUCCCAGCAUAAGAAAAGGCAACAUUUAAUGAAGGGGAAAAAAGUACCGAGUGACACACUGCCUCUUAAAAAGAGACGUACAGAAAAGCCCCCUGAGAGUGAUGAUGAGGAGAUGAAAGAAGCAGCAGGAUCUCUCCUGCAUUUAGCAGGAAUUCGAUCCUGUUUGAAUAACAUCACCAAUCGGACGGCAAAGGGGCAGAAAGAGCAAAAGGAAACCACAAAAAAUUAGAACAAAUCAAUGAUUUGUUUGAACUUAAAAGUUUUGUUUCAGCACGUCAGGUGAAUUCUAAUGAUUUGUGGCAAUAUCAGCAAUUUAUUCCUUUUUGGUUUUCUUUUGUUUCUUUUCUUUUCUUUCUUUUUUUUUCUUUUUUUUUUGACCCUUAAGAUUUUUAUUUUUAAAGGAGAUUGAAGCCAUAGAACUCAUACUGACAUUCAGCUAAUUUACAAAAGCUUUUCAUUACCUGAAGACAAAAGCUAACAACAACAACAAAAAAAAAGCCACCAAAAUCGCCAUUGCUUUCUCCAGCCUGUCAAAAAUGCAUGGUUGAGUACACAGUGACAUCAACAUUAAUGUGAUGGGAGUAAAAUUCGGCACUUUGAAAUCUCUCUUGUACUAGAAGAGCUGUGCAGAAUUUGGUAACUGCUUAGGCCUGACCCUUAAGAAAUUGUUUUGAUGAUUGGGUUAGAAGUGAAUGUGAAUUAAAGAGGUUUGGGGGAAAGAGGAGGCAUGUACUUCUCAACACCAAACCAAGAACCCAUCUAGUGGCACCUGGAUACUUUGUGCCAUAGAAGUCUUUGGAGAGCCACUGGUGGCAGCUGUGCAAAGCGUAAUGCACUUUGUGCUUCACAUACUCCAUGUGGCUCGUAAUGUGAAGACUUAGAGGAAAUCUGAACUAUGUAUGCAAUGGGUUUCGGUGAAAUAACAAGAACUGGGAGGGGAGUCACUGUUAGUAGCAUCAUUAAUCAUAGAAUUCUGUCUUCUGCAUUCAAUGAAAACAAUGUUCAAAAAGCCAUAAGCCCGAAGAUUGGCACUGCGUGCAAAAAAUAAUAGUCAUAGGGAAAAACAAGCUAUGUCUUCUAAACUGCCUGAGUGAAAAGCAAUCAAGUGUAAGAAAUUACCGUAGAGCUUAAAGAAGGAAAUUCAUCAGAAUCUUUUUCUGUGGAUCAAAUUCUUAAUCUAACUGGGGAAACAAAGCUACAAAACCUGCCAUUAGGAAUAAAUACAAAAAUGAAAGGAAAGCCUAUUGGUGAACAGUAAAAUUGAGAAGUUCAACAAAAGAGCUCCUGUGCUGCCCUCAGAAAUGAGAGUGCAGUUGCCAUCAGUCAGGAUUCAUCUGUGCAGCAAUGAGAGCAGAUUCUCAGACUGAACCAGUGUAGCCAGCAGAAGAGAUUUGAUCCGCAUGGCAUGGAUUCCUUUUGGGAGGGGGUGAAUACAGGAAAGCAAACAAAUUUUUUAAUUCAAAGAUUACAAAGUUCUUGUAAGGUAAAUAAUGUAUUUAGCAUGAAGCAUGAAUUAUUUUCAUAUAAAUAUAGAAAAUAGAGAAAAAGGCUAUGCCUCUAAUUUUUAAGCCCUUAGGCUUAGCGUUUUUUUGGGGGGGUUAUUUUUGGGUUUUUUGUUUGUUUGUUUUGGGUUUUUUGUUUGUUUGUUUUGGUUCUUUUUUUGUUGUUGAGGUUUGGUUUUUUUUUUGAAGCAAGUGUUUAAGGUUUAACCUUCUUCAGGGACAAACACUGACUGUUGGGGAACUUCCUCUGCAAUAUUGAAAAAAUAAAAUCUUCGUGCUCUGGUAGGGCUUGGAUGGUUGAAUUAUACUGCCUUGUCUGCACAUUCAGCCCCCCUCUCCCUACUUCUGUUUUAAAAAAGAAGAAAAAAAGUAAAAUUGUGUCCUUUCUUCGUCUGUACAUGUGUAACAUGACGCAAUAAUUUGAGGGCAAAUUUAGUAGUGAGUGUGUAUGACAGAAUCAGGAGAAUAAUGGGAGGUUAAUUGAGGUAAAUGAUCUGAUUUGAUUCAGGAAUAAGUAGACAAGAAAAUAGCUUUGCUAAUUUUCCAGGAGAAAACAAAGUUAGUAAAGAGCCUUACUUGUGGUGUCCAGAGGAACAAACAGUGCUCCAGAGAGACGUUCAGGUACAGUGCUACUCUCCUGGUGAUGACCACUAUUAGAUAGGAGAUCCUGGCAGCAGAGGGAAGCUGUGAAAUAAAUGAGACAGUCUCUCUCACCUUGAUUCAUGAAUUUGGCAUGAAAAGUUCUACACUUAGAAUAUCUGAGAGGCAAAAAGAAAAUCCCAGGAACCAAGCAGUUAACAGAACAAAACAGUGUUUCUUAAAUAAACUACAAGUCUGUAAUUGUCCCUAACAGCUGUUUAAGGCAGUAGUUUCACCAAGACAGAUCUAGUUUAUGAAGAGUGAGCUAGAAAAGGGUUCAACUUCCCACUCAGUGAGGUGAAAUAAAAAUUUCAGUUAGAGAUGCCUGUGAUGGUUUACCUUUGGUUAGGAAGCAGGAGGACUGGAGAGUGGGUCGUUGUGGACCUAUUCAUGUGCUCCAGAAGCACUUCACUAUGUAAAGAAUAGGUCCACAGUAAGGGCAGCACAGCAGAACAGUGUCUGCUCUCCCAGUGUGACCUGGGAUCCAUGAGCUGCCUGACAAAUGCCACAGCCCAGCACAACUGCCAGCUAUGCAGAUAAGGAAGGAGAGCGCCAAGGAUGGUGCAGGGAACAGCUCUGCACUUCCCUUCAUUUGCUGGGACCGAUGCAUGCAACAUUAGUUAAGAGGGAGUAUAUGGUUACUAGCCUUUGUUGGCUGCCUGAAGCCCUUAGGGUACAGGUAGUGAAAGCAGGAAGAGCCAGUCCCUUGGCUGUGUAGCACAGGGAUGAGCGAGUCAUAGCUCUUCCCUUGUGUGUUUGGACUGGGAUAAUGAGCUUCUUCCCAGACCCACACUCCCUCCAGCCAGAGUUUACAGGCAAUGAAGCACACAACCCCUGCACAAAAACACUUGGUCCUCCUUCUUUUUCUGAACUUUGAGAAGAAUCAUUCAAAAUAUAAAGUACUAUAGUGUUAGCUUGCCACCACCUUUGCAUGGUUGUACCAGCUUGAGAGUGGUUUAGUAUUUACUCAAAAAGCUGCAUUGAAAAGUCAAAUUUAGUGACAGAAAAUAGGCUCAAACCAUGGCUCAGCCAUCUCUCACCCAGACAAAUUAUGUGGUUGUGUGCCAGUGACCCUGUCCACAGAUGGGACGCUAAUUCUGGACCAGCCUCACUGGAACAAUUGCAGUGUGCCACUGCACACAAGAUGGAUGGCUGCUUAACAAGUACCAUUCAGUACUGUGGACUCUUGGUGGCUAAAUAUAUAUGUACCACUGGUAUAUUUACUCACCUUAGAAAACAGCCAUUUUGCAUAAAGAUCUAAUUAGGCAAGUUAACUAUCUCUAUCUAUCUAUAAAUAGUAUCUAAGACUUCAACAACUCCUUUACAUAAUUGCUGGUAAAACCUAAAAUGUUGGCAAGCAUCUAUUUUCAUGUAAACUUUGUUGCUCCUGGUCUGGCCUGACAAGGAGGUGUGCAGUGGAAUUUGGGAAGUUACACAGAGGAACCAGCAGUUCAAUUGAGGGCUAAUGCCAUGGCCAGAUUAUUUCUGGAAUUUAAAAACAACUUGUCCUUCCUGACCCUUACUCUAACUAUAGAGGAGAAUUACCUGAUGUUGACUUGCAUGAAGGAUUUAGGAGUCAGGUUUCGAACCCUUUUUUUGCCUGUCUGAUGAUGGCAGCUUUGUCAGAACUGGUUCUCUUCCAUCAGAGAACUUCUCACUUCUCUUUUGUAAGAAUUGAGACUGAUUUGUUUUCCAGAUGACAGCGUCAGCUUUUGAAUUCAGUUGUUUCUGCUUCGACUGAAUCAUGCCAAACCAGAGUGGUAAUUGCACUGUAUUAUGAGCUCUCUCACUUGCCAGAUAUAAGGUGGCAUGGUUUUGCUUGUUUGCUUUCCUUACUAAGCCAUUUUGGGGUGAGAAGUUGUCAAAUCUUGUCACUUUCUGUUUCCCUCACUUUAUCAGUAUUGCCAAAUUAGCAUUUCUUCAGCGGAGGCUAGGGGAAUCCCGGCAGGUUAGCAAGUGUUCAGUGUUGAGUCUCACAUAGCUGUGAAUUGUAAGGACUGCUGGGUUCUAUUGGAAUAUACCUUCUGCAAGAAGCUCUUGCAGGCCAGAGCUAAAUGCCACAAGCGGUUGUCACUGGUGUCUGCAGGGAAGGUGAAACCUGCCAGUCACGCUUGCAUUUUGAUGCAGAUUUUGCCUGCAUUUGAAAAGUUCAAGCACAGAUCUUGAGCAGCUUUAAUGCAAUGUAUCACCCCAUGUUUCUGAAAGCAGUCUGUUUCUGAUCUUCUAGCAAAACCAGCAGUAGCACUACCAAGAUCACAGAGGGUUACAGCUGAAAAGGCUGAUGUUGGGACUAAAGAACUGUCCUCCGGCUGUGUUCUCUUCUCUCGCGCAAUUCAGCUGAGGUCCUUAUUCUAGCUCCUCUCUUACCUUAAUGGGAGAAGGGAAUCCUAAAGGAGGUGCAUUGGAUCCCAAUGUUUGAUUGAAUUGCUUUGUACCUUCAGAAAAAAAGACAGAGAAAUUCUGAGGGCUGCAUUCUUCACUGGAGUGAGGUAGAGUUUCAUCAACACAGAUUAGCAGAGACUGUAAUCCUGAAUUGUACACAGUUGGCACCAGGGAUAAAAGUGAUCAGAACUACUUUUUUUUUCCCCAGCAUCUUGGUAGCUGUGGUUGAUUUUUGACUGAGAUUUUGCCUCCAAAAUCUAGAUAUAAAGAUGUAGACAGGCAGUGUCUGAGCUGUUCUAAAAGCUGAGGGCGUCUCAUCUCCUUUGCAGUCAGUGGAGGUACAGACUACCAAGUGCUCCUGGAAAUGUUUGACAUUCGCUAUUAUUACCAAUUUUCCUUGGAUUUGACCAUAGGCAUUUUUGAAGACAUUACUCUCCCAUGCUGCAGGAUCAGAAUAAAACUAUUGAGAAAGUGAAUUUCCAAUUUCAGAUGCAAACUUACUUCACGUCAUGGAGAAUGCAAACCCAGGUCCUUCAGGUGUGUCAGUACCACCUGAGUAGCUCAUUGGCAUACCUUAAAUAACUAUUUGGAAACAUUUUCUUGACUUUGCCAACAAAAGAGCAUUGAAACCACACAUCCUCCUGGUUGUAACAGAGUAUCAGUGUUGACUGUCUGACCAGUUAAGUUUUAGUAGUGUUCUUCACAGCCCUCCAGUAAUAUAUCAAACACUGUUAUGCACAUAAGGCAGCACUGUGAUCUAAUUUAAAUAAUACUUUUUUAUUAUUUAUACUACUCUAUGUAAUAUACAUCAACACUUUGCUAUAUAACCUAAGUGAUAACCCUCUUCUUAGUUAUCUGCCAAACUCUUGACUUUCUGUUUGGUUUAUAUUGCAGUUAGCACAGUUACCAAGUUGUAAUGAUGUCUCUUUUCCUUCGAAAUGGGAUGUGUAAGUCAAACUAUACAUUUUGUGUGUUUCUGUUUUGAGCUGGAGUCUGUAAGAUUUACACAAAACAUUCAGUGUUCUGUAUAAAUCUGCAUACGUUUGUGAAUUCAUCUGUUAAUCCCCUUUUCAUUGAUGGUGGUUUACUAGGGGUUAUUUUUGUUACUUUAAUUUUAGUACUGGUUAUUCUUGAAUUAAGCAGAGACUUGUCAGCUGGGUUGCUUUAUCUUUGAUCAUGUACAUGACCUUAUAAUUCUUCCACAGUUCAGCAAACAAGUACUAGCUUCACUGACCAAAAAAAAAGAGUCUCAACCUAAUGUGUCUAUGGUGCUGUAUUUUGCUGGUGUACAUUUAAAACCAGAAAUGAUUUAAAGGUCACUUUUGAGUUGUACUAACAAAUAGCCUUUCCUGGUUUGGGGAGUUUGGUUUUUGUUUUAGUAUUGAAACAAGGUCUAUUUAUCUGAAGCUAUAUAAUGUUUUUUCUACUGUAUCACAUUUCCUUUGCAAAGAGGAGGAAAUCAACCCAGUGUAACAUCCUUUCACGAUCAGGGUGGGGAGGGGUGUCACUUGUUUGGGUUUUUUUUUGAGUUGAUUUCAUUGGGCUUUGGGUCAGGCCAGAAGUUAGAAGAGGUCAUCAGCAGAGGGUUUAAGGGAUACAUGACAACUUGUGCUGGUCCUUAGUGCUGGAGGAGAUUUUACUGGAUUCUAAAAUUACAUGCUGAUAGUCCAGAAAUAGGAAUGGUUUUCAUUUGUUUACUCUGGCCUGAAAUCCCCAAACUUCUUUUUUUUGUUCAGAUGACAUUGAACUCAAGUACAUCUUUCAGUUGCUAGAGCAUUGUGCGUUUCCUGAGUACGUGUGUGGGACAGCAAUUUAAAGUCAUACCUGUAUUCGAUAACCAGUUCCACGCCUGCAUCAUUCACACUCACUACUUAAAACUGCCAUGGUGUAAAAUGUCGGGGGGAAUGAUUUGUGUGUGUAUGAAAAGCAUUAUGGACUUGUACAUUUUUUUUUAUACUCUGCUCUGUAAUUUCUGAAAUAUUUUGUUUUAUGGAAAAGAGAAAAAAAAAAAGUGAUAAAGCAAUCAAAAGACCAAGAGAUUUAGUAUGGAUGCUUAAGGGUCACAGGACCUUAACUGGCCAAUAAGUUAAUUCAGUACAGUGAUAAGCCAGUUGUUUUGCUGUACUUGGUAUCUGAAACUGCCAGUUUCAUCAAUAUUAAAACACAAACUGUGACGAGGAAUGAACAGUGAUGUUAAGUUGUAUUUGUGUUUACCUAAAUGAGCAGUCCGAAGGCAAGUGCAAUCAACUGAUCUUUAGGAAAUAUAAAAAUGUUGAUUUAGAGGCAUACUUGCAUUUUACAUUUUCUUGAUGUGUAAUCAUAUUGCCAAAGACAAACUAUUUCAUCAAUUAUUAUUGUAAAUAACACUUUCCCAAAACCUACCAUAAAGUUUCUGUGAUGUAUUGUCUUCCAGUUGCAAUAAAAAUUACUGAGUUGCAUCAAUUGAACAA